AUGCGUUUCCAACAUCUCACUCGUUUUCUCCGCCUCCUCACCACCACACCUUUCAUCACUCCACGAUCCAUUACCAGAAUACCUUUUCCAAUUUCAAGAACCACAGCCCUCAAAGCUGCGCCCACCAUUCCAUUCCUAAGCUCAUUCUUCAGCUCAAGUGCCAAAGCUGAGGAGUCCAACAUGUCCCACCCCGACCAGCGAAGUGAGGCGGAAUGGCGGGCAGUCCUGUCUCCAGAACAAUUUCGCGUCCUGCGCGAAAAAGGCACUGAGCCCCCUUACACAGGCGAAUAUGACUCCCAGUACCCGUCCAAGGGCAUCUACGCCUGCGCCGGCUGCAAUGCCCCGCUCUACAAGGCCUCGCAUAAAUUCAAGUCCGGGUGCGGCUGGCCUGCGUACUUUGACUCCAUCCCCGGGGCAGUGACCAGACACACGGAUCGCUCGUUUGGGAUGGAGCGGACAGAGAUUGUGUGUAGUAGCUGCGGGGGUCAUUUGGGUCAUGUCUUCAAGGGCGAGGGGUAUUCUACGCCAACAGAUGAGAGGCAUUGUGUGAACAGUAUUAGUUUGAAGUUUACAGAGGAUGAGGAGGCAGUGAAGUCGAAGGCUUGA
Aspergillus viridinutans is the source of this 606-nucleotide messenger RNA. Its product is annotated as peptide-methionine (R)-S-oxide reductase. Lineage: Eukaryota; Fungi; Ascomycota; Eurotiomycetes; Eurotiales; Aspergillaceae. The transcript is spliced from 2 exons. The coding region runs from base 1 to 606 and encodes 201 amino acids. The record is from RefSeq and is a predicted model, not a curated record. Gene Ontology annotation, biological process: response to oxidative stress; protein repair. Gene Ontology annotation, molecular function: peptide-methionine (R)-S-oxide reductase activity.